Messenger RNA from Carassius carassius (crucian carp), 2739 nucleotides. Its product is annotated as fibroblast growth factor 18-like. The coding region runs from base 902 to 1528 and encodes 208 amino acids. NCBI's taxonomy places the organism in Eukaryota, Metazoa, Chordata, Actinopteri, Cypriniformes, Cyprinidae. The transcript has 5 exons. The record is from RefSeq and is a predicted model, not a curated record. Gene Ontology annotation, molecular function: type 2 fibroblast growth factor receptor binding; type 1 fibroblast growth factor receptor binding; growth factor activity. Gene Ontology annotation, biological process: regulation of cell migration; heart morphogenesis; dorsal/ventral pattern formation. Gene Ontology annotation, cellular component: cytoplasm.
CUCUAUACCGCGUGUCUGGUUUUGCUCAACUGAAAUGCACCUGUUUACGAGUUCUUUUGUGAAAUCCGCAAGGAAUUCUCACAGAUUCCCAUCGAAUCGACGACAGAGUUUAAGAAACCCCGAGAAGCGCAGAGUAAACAGUGCUCAAACACUGGAAAGGCGCAUUCCGCUCACCGAUGGACUCUCUCAGAUCACCCUAUCAGGUGCAAAACCACUGACAGGUUUCCACCCACCACCCACCACCAACCCAAAACCCCUCAGUGCGCUCCAGCCCUCCUCGGCACACAUACAGACAGUCUCGUACAUCACCCAACGCUCUUCCAGGAUUCGCCACGGUUCUGCGCGCCUUUUAUGUACAAACGACUCGGAUAACAGUGAAGCAACAACUAAAGAAGAGACUUCUAACCGUAACUCAUCUAUCCUGACUUGCUGGGAAAGUUUUCCCUCUCCAAACAAUGGACACGGGAAGCUUGGAAUGAUCCACACAAAGUGUACGCUUUCAGGUGACUUCGGCAGGUACGAACGGAAUUUAUCUUUUCAUCUCGCAUACUGGAUCAAGAGUAAGCACUAAAGGUCGCGGAUUGUUCACCGAGGAGGAGACACCCCGCUUCAGCCUUUUUUACCAAUUCAAUCUUUGCGCGCUUUGGCGAGAGAGCGCAGCGCGCGCGGACCGCGGGGAAGCGGGGACACUACGGGGAAGACACUGAUUUGCGUUCAUUCAGCUCUUUUUUAAACAAGAAACAGCCCCAUGCUGCUUCCAGUGGCACAUUUACACUUCCAAUAUCUCUCUUUUCCUUGGGAUUGCACCUCUCCUCGGGGAUUUUGUGUGUGAGACGGUGGCGGGGCUCCGCGCGGCACUUACUGGAGCGGCAAACGCUGGAAACAGGUGUAUUUGACCAAGAUGUCUGGUCUGCCGUCAAGGUUCAUCUACGUGUGUUUACAUUUUCUGGUCCUCUACUUCCAGUUGCAGGAAUCUCAACAGAGUUCUGCCGACUUCCGGUUCUACAUCGAGAACCACACCAGAGAUGAUGUGAGUCGGAAGCAGGUGCGGAUAUAUCAGCUCUACAGCAGAACCACUGGGAAACAUGUGCAGAUCCUGGGCAAGAAGAUCAACGCCAAUGGAGACGAUGGGGGCAAGUACGCUUUACUUGUUGUGGAGACGGAAACAUUUGGUAGUCACAUUCGAAUAAAAGGGAAAGAGAGUGGAUACUACAUCUGCAUGAACAAGAACGGCAAAAUUAUUGGAAAGCCCAAUGGGAAUAACCAAGAGUGCGUCUUUGUGGAGGAAUAUUUGGAGAACAACUACACGGCGUUGGUGUCGGCCAAGUACAAAGGCUGGUAUUUGGGUUUCAACCGAAAGGGUCGACCCAAAAAAGGAUCCAAGACCACGCAAACACAACAGGAAGUGCAUUUCAUGAAGCGCCACCCCAAAGGAAAAGUGGACCCUCUGGAGGAGUUCCGUUUCACGACGGUAACGAAACGGACACGAAGGGCGCGGCGUUUAAAACCCAACCCCAAAACGGACUGAGUCGCUCCCCGUGCUUCUUACCUGACAAACACCUUAAUCUUAUCCGAAACAGGAGAAGGAAGAGGACACACUUAAACAAUGGCUACAGAAAAGAGACAAGAAACUUAAGUUCAAAGAUGUUUUAUUUUUAUAUUUCAGAAGCGUCAAGUUUCUCCCAGCUGUUCAGUGUGGGUCUUUUUUAAAUGUAAUUGGUGUCUGUUAUUUUAUUUAUACUGGAUUAACUAAGGAUGACCUAUAAGGAACUAGCGUCUCCUGAUUUGACACGUUUAAACUCUGGAAUAGCGAUAAGAGCAUACUGCACCACCUGGGAAACCUUUUAUUUUCAUUUGUGUUGCCCCCCAACAACAAGGAUCCAAUAUUUUCCACUGGAAUGGGCUGUCAUGGAGACAUAACGACAGAGCGAUAACAGACUCAUGUGACCUUUGCAGGCCUCCAUAAGUAAACGUGAAGCUUUGAGUGCAAUAUUUUGAAGAGCCUCUCUGUGGGAUGCCUUUCUGGUCUGAAUGGACAGCAGGCCUUCUCUCGGGCCCAAUGCGCAGAAUGCUUCGAUAUUCUUUGAUUCAGCUUAGAUCGACGUGCUUUGACUAGCCAGAUAUCAGCUUUAGCUGUGGUGAUAGUGUGUGUGAGAACUAACAGACGCGAGCCUGGAUAUGAAGGGACUGGAAAAAGGUUUGGGGAAUCGCUCCAAUGCUCUACAUUUGGAUCAUGCGUACAUGCAGGUUAUGCAGUCUCCCUAAAUGUAAGCUAUACGUAAUGCAAAACCAGGUAUGAUGCAUCCCUCUUAACGUCCCGGACACUCGACAAGUGAUGGAUUUUGACUACUUCCUGGUCACUCAGUCAAUGAAAUCGGUCCACCUGACAAUCAGUCAUGUUCUUUGUGUACUAGAACGCUUUCUCUCAGUUCUAGAAGGUUUGAGAAGGAGGGAAUCACUUCUGCAGACGCUGGACUCCAGCCACUGUUGGUGAGGUAGACUCUCCAUAUGGGUGUAGCUGUAGUAUACACUCGUCUAUACACUCAUCGUCUGUCAGACGUUACUAACAAUCAUGCCACUCGUACGAUUAAAUAAAUGUAUGCAAAAAUAAUAAUUUUAUUACUAUUAUAAAAUAUUUAUUGCCUUUCUCUGUAAAUAUGUCUUGAUGAAUUUAUUUGACCUCUGUUAAUAAUAAUAAAAAAAGAGGACUAUAUAUGGAAAAUGAAUAUAUGUUAUUAC